This is a messenger RNA of Sphaerulina musiva SO2202, 662 nucleotides long. Its product is annotated as defender against death DAD protein. The transcript is spliced from 3 exons. The coding region runs from base 15 to 518 and encodes 167 amino acids. The record is from RefSeq and is a predicted model, not a curated record. NCBI's taxonomy places the organism in Eukaryota, Fungi, Ascomycota, Dothideomycetes, Mycosphaerellales, Mycosphaerellaceae. Gene Ontology annotation, biological process: protein N-linked glycosylation. Gene Ontology annotation, cellular component: oligosaccharyltransferase complex; membrane.
CUCAAUCGCCCAAGAUGCCCGCCAAACGCAACGCCCAACAAUUCCCCGCAACACCACUACAACAACCCGCUACCGUCCCCGCCUCGAGCGUCACAUCCUCUACCACGCAACCCCGAACCGUCACGUCCAAAACCUUCGAGAACAAAUCUGCUCUCUCGUCGAAAAAGGCCUCGGCUUCUCUGAAAGAUUUCCCGACGAUUCUCCAAGGAGUCUGGGAGAACUAUGUUCAACACACCCCCCAGCGCGUCAAGCUGAUUGACACGUUUUUGGGAUUUCUACUGGUCGUGGGAGUUCUGCAGUUUGCGUAUUGUGUGUUGGCGGGGAAUUAUCCUUUCAACGCCUUCUUAUCAGGCUUUGGUGCGACAGUGGGACAGUUUGUUCUCACUGCUUCGUUGAGAUUGCAGACCAACCCGGAGAACAAGGCUGAAUUUGAGGGAAUGAGUUAUGAGAGAGCCUUUGCGGAUUUCGUCUUUGGAAGCCUGAUUCUACACUUCUUCUGCGUGAACUUUAUCAAUUAAAUAAGAGGGGGGAAAGGAGACAAGGAAGGACCGGAAAUGGGGAUAUGGAGACACAAGAGUCGAGGGGUCGUAUGAGCUGGCUCGAAGGUUGUCAAAAGCAGGAUGAAAUUAAAUGGCUUGAUGGCGGGCAUGACAAGAGCGGAG